This is a messenger RNA of Rhinopithecus roxellana (golden snub-nosed monkey), 279 nucleotides long. Its product is annotated as 60S ribosomal protein L37a-like. The record is from RefSeq and is a predicted model, not a curated record. Lineage: Eukaryota; Metazoa; Chordata; Mammalia; Primates; Cercopithecidae. Gene Ontology annotation, cellular component: ribosome. Gene Ontology annotation, biological process: translation. The transcript has a single exon. Gene Ontology annotation, molecular function: structural constituent of ribosome. Bases 1 to 279 code for a protein of 92 amino acids.
AUGGCCAAAGGUACCAAGAAAGUCGAGAUCGUCGGUAAAUACGGGACCCGCUAUGGGGCCUCCCUCCGGAAAAUGGUGAAGAAAAUUGAAAUCAGCCAGCACGCCAAGUACACUUGCUCUUUCUGUGGCAAAAUCAAGAUGAAGAGACAAGCUGUGGGGAUCUGGCACUGUGGUUCCUGCCUGAAGACAGUGGCCGGCGGUGCCUGGACAUACAAUACCACUUCCACUGUCACGGUAAAGUCCACCAUCAGAAGACUGAAGGAGUUGAAAGACCAGUAG